This is a messenger RNA of Athalia rosae (coleseed sawfly), 903 nucleotides long. Its product is annotated as tubulin polymerization-promoting protein homolog. Gene Ontology annotation, molecular function: tubulin binding. The transcript has 3 exons. The coding region runs from base 302 to 658 and encodes 118 amino acids. NCBI's taxonomy places the organism in Eukaryota, Metazoa, Arthropoda, Insecta, Hymenoptera, Athaliidae. The record is from RefSeq and is a predicted model, not a curated record. Gene Ontology annotation, biological process: microtubule polymerization.
GGGUUUGAUUGUAUUCAUCUUGAUCCCACCUCAUGACGGUUGUAAAGUAAACCAAACUUGACGCAGUCUGAUCAACUUCUGCUACAUCUAAAUACCUCAAAUGAGAAUUCUUCAGCAAAAACAAGGCCACUUUCUUUGCACACUGGAAACAAUCAACAGUUUGGAAUAUUGAUAUAAAACCAGAAAAUUAGUGAAGGAACAUAAGACAUCCAUGUUUUGUGGAGCCUACUUUGUAUCAAGACUUUUGUUUCUCUCAUAACCAUCGUCUUAAUGGUUGCUGAAAAAAUAUCCAAAUCCUGAAAUGUACGAACUUAAAACAGGUGAAGAGAUAGAAGAAGUUCCCUUGGAUGUAAUGUUCGCAGCCUAUUGCAGAAUGGAUCCACUCUCAAACUCAUUGGGUUUGAAGUUGCUGCCACUGUCACAAAGUGAUAAAUGGUUAGCUUCAGCUAAAAUACUUGAUAUGCGUAAAGUAACAACAACAGAUACUGGGCUUUGUUUCUUUAAAUUCCGCCGGCGUGCAAUUACUUUUGAAGAAUACCUCACAUAUUUGGAGGAUCUGGCCCAAACAAAGGGUUUAAACAUCGAUGAUAUGAAGUUCGCAAUGCGAAGAUGUGGGAAGCCAGUUCAUCCGCAAGAUAUAAAAAAUAAAAAAAAUUGACAUUUUCACUGCAAGACCCUAAGUAACAGAAAAGCUAAAUAGUAUAAUGAUAAAACAGAUGUUGGAAAGCACUUUCUAUAUUCUUUAGUUCCAAUUCACCUCAAUCUUAAACCAAUAUUUACAUCUCAUAUACAUGCUUUUAUAAUAAGAAUGAAAUAACAACAGCCAAUUCAAGAUACUCUGUCAAGUCUCAAUUCUAGUACGAGACAUAAUUGUCUGGAUAAUAAUUUAUUUCAAAAAAAUAC